AUGGACCCCCACCCCCUCCCAACCUACCUCUCCAAAGUCCUUGCCCUCUCCCCGCCGCAGUCGACGCACCCGCCCUCCACCCUUACCGGGCCCCUGACGUCUCACACCGGGCUUGCCUAUCUCUUCCUCGCCGUCUCCGCCGACCACCCGCGGCUGCAGGUCCACUCCUACCCGGCCAUCCACUGGGCCCGCGCCUACAUCUCCAACAUCCCGACGCCCUCCGCGCCGAUUACCCCGUUCGCUCCCGGCGGCGACGACGACAGACCCAGCCCCGCCGUCCCCGCCGUCCUAGGUCUCCUAUCCGACGCCCUCGCCGGCCCCGCUGUCCGUGCCUGUGUCACAAAGGACCUCGCCCAUGUGCGUGUCUUCCUCGCCCUCCUCGCCCCGGUCGUGGAAUACAUCCUCCGCGUACCAACGGCCGCCGCAGGGUCAUCAUCACCAUUCCCCGCCGCGGCCCUCCACGCGCCUUUGCCUCUGCCACCGCUGCCAACGUGCCUCCUUCACGGCCUCGCGGGAACGCUCUACCUCCUCCGCCUGAUCCGGCACUGGGUUCCCUCCUCCGCCCCCCUCGUCUCCCGCACCAUAGUCCACGUCUCGGAUUACCUCCUCUCACCCUCUACCCCGUGGACCUGUCCCUCGCCCUCGUCCUCGCCCGCGGACCGCCACGGCGUAUCGCACGGCGUCCUUGGCACCCUAACCCAGCUCGUCCUCACGACUCCGCCCCUCGCGCCCUCCCUCGCCCCGCGCCUCUCCGCCCUGCUGGACCUCCAACUCCCCGACGGCGACUGGCCCUCGCCGCGAGAUCAGCAACAGCAGCACCAUCACGACGACGGCGUACCCCCCGAAACGCACGCAUCCGCCCCCUCAGGGGGCGUCGGCUUCGCCUCCGGGCCGCAGGGUCUUGUCAUCUCCCUCCUCUCGUUGCGCCCUUUCUUCCCGGCCCUGCAGGACCGCAUCGACGAGGCCGUCCAUCGCGCGCGUGAGUUUCUCUGGGCGCGGGUGCAGGAUCCCGGGUCGUCGAGGGAGGCCAACCUUUUUCGCGGCGUGCUGGGCACCGCGCUAGCCUUCCCGAAAGGACCCCAGAGGAUCCGCUUCCUCGCCCUCGCGGCAUCCCCCUCCCCGCCGCCGGAAACGCAGCCCUCCUCUUCCACCACCACUGCGUUCACAACGUCGACGGCAGCAGAAGUAGCAGCAGCAGCAGCAGGAGUGGCGGCGACGCCGGGGUCCCUGAUGACGUCCCCCUCCCCUGGCUCCGCGUGGGCGCACUCCGUCAGCGAGAGGGAGCUGCCGCGCAUGAUCCUUUACAACGACAUGUGA
Messenger RNA from Colletotrichum destructivum, 1317 nucleotides. RefSeq names its product Putative six-hairpin glycosidase-like superfamily. The record is from RefSeq and is a predicted model, not a curated record. Lineage: Eukaryota; Fungi; Ascomycota; Sordariomycetes; Glomerellales; Glomerellaceae. The transcript is spliced from 2 exons. Bases 1 to 1317 code for a protein of 438 amino acids. Gene Ontology annotation, biological process: carbohydrate metabolic process.